This is a messenger RNA of Cynoglossus semilaevis (tongue sole), 3832 nucleotides long. It is a transcript of the gene vash2, whose product is annotated as vasohibin 2. The transcript has 9 exons. Gene Ontology annotation, biological process: regulation of angiogenesis. NCBI's taxonomy places the organism in Eukaryota, Metazoa, Chordata, Actinopteri, Pleuronectiformes, Cynoglossidae. The record is from RefSeq and is a predicted model, not a curated record. Gene Ontology annotation, cellular component: cytoplasm.
CUGCUGUACGACCCGCCUCUCUUUGUUGGCUGGACCAAUAGCAACCCGACCUCAGUGUUGGUGAACUGGGGGACAGAGGCUAGCGCCCUCAUCUUGAUUAAAUCAUGUAAAGCAGAAACUGAACGUGUUUGGGUAAAGAUAAAGAUGACAAAGAAGGUGACGACUCCGAGGAGUUAGCUGAUACAUCGGCGGCUCAAAGGCAGCUGCCCCAAAACGAGGCUCUUUCAUCGGACUGCUGUAUUGGGAGGCGACGGCUCGCUGCUGUAUUUUGACACCGGGAGUACAACAACAAGACGAUGUCACCAUUUUCCGGUAGAUGUUUUGCUACAGAAUAAAAGCUUCAACCUUCUUGGUUUUCGCCAAGACAUCGUGAUCGUCCCUUCUUAGUUUACUCGGACCUGACAAUAAAACAGUAAACAAACUGUCCCGACUUUAUUUCCAUUAAUUUGAAUCGUUUUACAGUCUUUGAAAUAAGGCCAUGCUUUUAUUUUCACGGGGAACAUUUAAUUUUCCGGUGCAAGUAUCCAUUGCUUUCGUCCAACUUGACAGUGGCAGACAGAGAAGAGGUGAAGUUCUAAAGGCUUGAACCAAAAACUGGGUUCUCCGGCCCGAGGUGGCCACCGACGCUGUGUUAUGAAUGAGACUUCCCGGCUCUCUCCGUCUCUUCUCCGGCACCGACGCCGCUUGAAGUGGAUCUUCUGUGGCUUCUGUCCGUCGCUGGAAACAUGCAGGUUUGUUGUCAAAGGUCCGACGACCAGAGGAAGAGAGGUUGUUGUAGCUAAACCUCCCUCUGGUACCGAUGACUGGACCCACCUCCCCCAGCCGCACUGGCAGCUCCACGGCCAAACUGAGCAGACAUGGCCGGUCCAAGAGCACCAGCGCCCACUGCCUCCUCCGCUGCAGCACCCAGGACGAUGCCUCACCCCUGAAUAACAGCCCCCGCCCCCCAGGGGAGGAGGAGGAGAAGGACGGAGGAGUUCUGUUCUACGUCAACCGUGGAGGUUUCCCCAUUGAGAGCAUCACCUGGGAGAGGAUGUGGUCCCACGUAGCAGCCGUCCAUCCAGAGGGUCAGGAGAUGGUGGACAGGAUACGAAACACCGCGUACCUGCCCAGGCAUCCCGUUCCUUCUGUCCCCACCUUCAGACCGUCCAUGUCCGUCCCUGAUUGGCUGGUGGCCGUCCAGAACUACAUGAAGGCUCUGCAAUACAACCACACAGGAACUCAGUUUUUUGAAAUCAGGAAGAGUCGUCCUCUGUGUGGGUGAGUGAGGGGUGUGGGGGAGGUGAUCAGGGAGUCUCUGCCCAUCAAAUGUCUGGAGGCUGUGAUCCUGGGAAUAUACCUGACCAAUGGCCUGACGUCUCUGGAGCGUUUCUCCAUCAGCUUUAAGACUCAGUUUUCAGGCCACUGCUUCCACCAUGUGGUGCUGGGCGUCUACUGCAACGGCCGCUACGGUUCUCUGGGCAUGAGCCGCCGCCAGGACCUGAUGGACAAACCACUGAGCCACCGCACGCUGGGGGAACUGGUGGCAGAGUUUGAGAGCUCCUACAAGAGAUACCAGCACACACUGAAGAAGGUGAAGAUCGGCCUGUACGUGCCCCACGACCCACAUGUUUUCCAGCCAAUCGAGUGGAAGCAUUUGGUGCUGAACGCCACCAGACUGGGAGCUCAGGAGAUGAAGAAGGAGCUGGAGAAACACGGGCGAGACAUGAGGAUGAAGAUCCUGAAAUCGUCCAGCGCACAGUCACCAAUCAAAGAGCGGAGUCGAGGAAAAUCCUUAUCACCACGGCGACGACAGAGCAGUCCACAGAGACGCUUCCCUCAGCGCAGAGACAAAUCACCUGCUGCUGUGGACAGGAGACCUGCCGAGCUCAGCACUCUCAACGACGGCUACCAGAUCCGCAUCUGACCCGUGGAUCUAACACCGGACUCCCUGACCCGACAGGAGCCGAGACCUGGCUUUGUUGUCCAUGUUGUCCAGUUCUUAUCUGGCCCAGACGUCGUCCUUUCACCACGACCUCCUGACAAACACCGACGUCCAACCAGAGACAAAUGAGUUCUGAAGAACCAGCGUUCCAGUCUCCGCCAAAUGACAUCACCAUCACUUCAUCAUCACACAGUGACAUCAUCACAGUGACAUCAUCACUCUGUGACAUCAUCACACAGUGACAUCAUCACACAGUGACGUCAUCACUCUGUGACAUCAUCACUCUGUGACUUGUUCCUGCAGCUGCUUUAGAGAAAAGUACAAACAGAGAUUUUUUUGUUUUUUAAUUUAAAUAGGUGCUAACGUCGAUGGACUCAGAGUUUCAGUAUUUGUCGGACCGGGGACCUUCAGACUCGGGUCCAGGUCCAGGUCCAGGUCCAGGUCCAGGUCAGUGGUGGACCACCACUCAUAUAAAGGGUGGUGUUUUUUAAAGGUUAAUUAAUGAAUCACAACAUUUCACAUUUUUUCAAACCAAAUAUCAAUUUCUUCUUCUUGUUUGACAAAAACAUCCAACGCUCAAACAGAAACACAGUAAAAUAAUAUCAUAGAUAAGAAUAAAAACAAUUAGAUUAAAAUAAUGUUCACAAAAACCACAAAUAUCCAGAACUAAGUGUCAACUUCACAGAGGUUUAAAUACGUAUCAUUAUAUUUCUGUUCUUAAAAGGUCAGCAGUCAGAUUAUUACUGAUAUUUAAUUUGAUUAAGUAUUGGUUUCUCCAGCAGGUGGCGCCCUUGGUGACGCAUAGGUUGUCCACCCUCUCUGGGUGUUAAAGUUCAAGAACAGUAAAUAGUCAUUUUUUAUUUUAUUAUCGGCUGAAGGACGAUGACAACGACGACGAAGAAGCACAAAGCUUCCUUCAGUGAACUGUUCUCUGAUGUUCUAGGUUUUCUUGUUUUGUCUUGAAGGAACCACAGCUGUUCCUGGAAGAUGACGGACUUAAAGUUUCCACUUUGUUUGUUUUUUUAACUUGACAACAAAGAUGAGGACAAACUUCAGAGGUCAGUGAAGGUCAACGGUAGCAACUGACCAGUGUUUCUACUCCAGCGCCGUACGUCUGUGCCUGAUCGCUGACGUUCUGGAAUGUUUUUGACAAAUUGUUUCUUGUGUUGAUUGUAAUUUUUUUAUAUAAGGAAAUGAGUGUUUUUUUUGUUUUGUUUUUUUUUUUGCUGUUUCCACAGCAGCAGAAAUCCUGCGAUUCUACGUCAACUUGGAGUUCUCCGUCGACCUCAAACAAAUUUAGCAUUUCUACAAAGGGGUCUUUUUUUUUGGCUGCUUUAUGUUGUUUAAAAAACAAAGUCACGAGUGUUAAGCAACAACAGAAAGAGAACCAUGAGAAACGAUUGGUCGACUGUAGCUACAGCAUGUAGCCACACGACAGCUAAAACAAAACAGCAAACGGUUGCAAACAUUUUAUUAUUGUGAUUAAUGUUAUUAUUGUUCAUGAUGUUAUUGGGAUCGGUGUAUUUAUGAGUGCUGUCGAGUGUUUGAUCUUUUUCCUACGAAAUGUGAGCAAAAAGGUGUGAUUUUCAAUUCCUGUGGAAGAUGUGGCGCCCCCUGCUGUCACAAUGUCAGCUAGUUUUGAUCUGCACCACAUGGUAUUUUAAUAAAUGAUCUACGUUUUCAUUUCGGACUCGGUUAGUUAUUCAUGGCGUCGGUAACAUGAAAUUCAACCGGACGCUGUUGUAAAAGCUGGUGGAGGCAUUUCCCCAGGUGGCCUGGGUGGCGCUGUGGGCAGAGAGUGUGGUUGAAGGACGUCUCAUUCAUCAGUUCAGCUGCUGGUGGUGAAGACGACACCGUUUUUAUUUUUUUGUUCACAAUGUGAUUUUAACAAAAUAAAAGUUUUAAAGA